AUGGUUCAGGAAGCUGGGAAGUAUAAGUCUAGAGAUGAGGAGCCCAAGAAGAAGUUGGAGGUGAAGAAUGCUUUAGUGAAUUAUACGUACAACAUGAGGAACACAGCGAAAGAUGAGAAGCUUGGUGAGAAGUUGACUCCGGUUGAUAAGAAGAUUGAGGAUGCGAUUGAUGAGGUGAUUGUGUGGAUAGAGGGAGAUAGAGAGAAAGAGAGGAGUAAAGAGAGGGAUAAGAUUGAAUUAAUAAAUGUAGGAGGCGCUGGAGGUGGGUGA
Messenger RNA from Lactuca sativa (garden lettuce), 270 nucleotides. NCBI's taxonomy places the organism in Eukaryota, Viridiplantae, Streptophyta, Magnoliopsida, Asterales, Asteraceae. The record is from RefSeq and is a predicted model, not a curated record.